Messenger RNA from Silurus meridionalis, 873 nucleotides. RefSeq lists its product as uncharacterized. Lineage: Eukaryota; Metazoa; Chordata; Actinopteri; Siluriformes; Siluridae. The record is from RefSeq and is a predicted model, not a curated record. The transcript has 4 exons. The coding region runs from base 1 to 873 and encodes 290 amino acids.
AUGAGACUCUCGGUUCUGUUUCCUCUUUCAGAGCUCUUCAGAUCUGUUGGUGGAUCUUCAGGUCAGGAGUUGAUCCAUGCUGUAGGAGAAUCUGUUACAUUCGGUACCAGUGUACCAGUAUUUGGGACAUUAAUAUAUAAAGGUGGCACAGUUGCACAGGUGUUUAAUAAACAGAGUGACACAAAUUCUAGUGAGAAGUUUGUGAAUCGUCUUCAGUGGCUCAGUCUGACUGGGCUCUUCACUCUCUCAGACCUGAGAACAGAUGAUUCAGGACUUUACACAGUGGAGAGCACUAAAGACCAAAAGAGUAAACAGGAAUAUCAGUUGGAGGUGUACGAGAGAGUUUCAGCUCCUCAGGUGAUGAAGACCCCCUCCUCUUCUUCAGAGUUCUGUUCAGUGCUGUGUUCUGUGAGGAACAGCAGAGGACUGAAUCUAUCUUUGUAUGAAGAUGAUGUUUUAUUAAACCACACCAGCAGCAGCAGCAGCAGCAACAUCACACUGAAUCUUCUUCUAGAAAUAAAGAGCAAUAAUCUCACAUCAAAGACCUUCAGCUGUGUGUCCUCCAAUCCAGCCAGUCAUGAGAGAAUCAGAAUCAACCUCACACACUACUGCUCUCUGAACACAGUUGAUCCUCAGACCCCUGUGCACGUCCCUGUAAUACGUUCCGUGCUUUUAUUCGUGCUGGUGAUCCUGAAGAUCGUGUAUCUGUAUCUUCGUAGAAAAAAACAGGUGAACGGAAGACAGAGAAAUAUACCACAACCAGCUUUAGAGAAAGCAUGUCUGCCAUGUCUGACUGCCCCUGAUAACAGAAUUGACAAAAGAGGAACUAAAGAAUGUUAUCAUAUAAUUAUUUUAAUCCCUGAUGUUCCAUAA